Molecule: messenger RNA, 4579 nt
Organism: Trichoplusia ni (cabbage looper)
Lineage: Eukaryota; Metazoa; Arthropoda; Insecta; Lepidoptera; Noctuidae
Gene: senju
Product: UDP-galactose transporter senju
Exons: 5
Coding region: 197-1270 (357 amino acids)
Biological process (GO): pyrimidine nucleotide-sugar transmembrane transport
Cellular component (GO): Golgi membrane
Molecular function (GO): UDP-galactose transmembrane transporter activity
Source: RefSeq, a predicted model, not a curated record
CUGCUGAAGUUUAGUACCUAGUUUUAGUACCUACAAGGGAUUCGAGUAGGAGUACGAGUUUUGUGCUGUGAAUUGUGUUUAAUUUUCAGUGGGCGGCUUACAGGAUUUAAAUAUACUAAAUAAAAGUCCAUAAAGGCUAAUGGGCUGGCAGUAACCAUACAUAAUCUCUAUCAAAGUCUAAGGAAAAUAGUGUAAAAUGAAACAAUGUUCAAAUUUAUUUCCCAAUAAAGAAGCUUUCAUUAUUUUCGCGCUUUACAUUAUACUAUUUGUAUUUCAAGGUGUGUUCGUAACAGCAUCGAAAACUGAGAAUGGGGGCUAUGACUACAACACGACACUUGUGGUAUUCUUAUCCGAACUACUUAAAUUAUGUGCAUCUGCAUUUUUAUAUACAUACAAAAGAGACUGGUAUCGGCAAAAACAUAAACCCUAUGUGGUUUAUAUAAAUAAGCCGAACAUAUUCCGAGCCAUUUGCAUGAACUAUAAGCUCCUACUGUUAUACUUCAUACCAUCGUUGUUGUAUUGUUUCUACAACAACUUGGCUUUCAUAAAUCUAUCUCAUUAUGACCCGACGUCCUACUAUAUUCUACUACAGUUCAGGGUCGUUCUCACAGCGUUACUAUUCCAGUUUCUCUUCAAGAAAAAGCUGGCGUUGAUGCAGUGGAUAUCAUUAGGCAUACUGACAGUUGGAUGUAUGAUAAAGAAUUUUGAUGCGGCGUCGAUACAAUCGAAAACUGACAACGAUCUAUGGUCACAAGUAUUUAAUAUAUAUUUUCUAUCAAUUAACUUUCAGAAUUUCUGCUCUUGUUUAGCUGGUACCUAUAACGAAUACCUGCUCAAAACAAAAGGGUCAAACGUCGACAUUUUCCUACAGAAUGUUUUCAUGUAUUUAGAUUCAGUAAUAUGUAACUUCUUUAUUUUAAUGUUUAAAGGCGAGUUGGGAACCAUAUUUAACGAUUUUGGUUCACUCGUUGACAUAUUUGUGAUUCUCAUUACAAUAAAUAGUGCUGUAGUAGGUAUUGUCACUAGCUUCUUUUUAAAGAAUUUAAAUUCAAUUCUAAAAACGUAUGCAAGUGCAUUAGAGUUGGUUAUAACAGCUGUAGUUUGCUAUGUGCUAUUUAAUAUUGUGAUAACAGCAUUCACGGUGUUAUCAAUUUGUCUAGUCAGUAUCGCUGUAGCGAUGUAUUUCAAAAAUCCAGUUAGCAAUGUUAAUAUGAAUGUGGCUGAUAACAAAGACAAAGUACCCCUUUUAGAAGUAACAACAAAUAAAUAAUUUAAAUCCUAGGUAUUAGUGAAUGUGUAUAGUUUUGAAAAAUUAGUAAUCUGCAACUUUUAAAACAGGUUGCUCAAGGAUUUUAUAAAUAUUUGACAUAUAAAAUAACCGUAUGAAAAAAGUAAGAGAUAAUUUUAGCCGUCAUAAUUUAUUCACUGGCCGGUUUCUAUAUGAAUUAAUUCUUUAAAAUUUUCCCAGCAGAAUCUAGCCCCAAAUUUACUUGAAACAAACAUUAUUAACUAUUGUGUUUAUUAUUUAUCCAGUUAUUCUGGCUGCAAAACGCGUUUAAAAGGUCACAAUCGGAUUCGUGCCAUAAAUAAAUUUAAUUAUAAGUCAUGACAAUGUCUCAAAAUGUAUUCAAAUCUGUUCACUUUUUAGUUUGUGGAACGGCCGUUUUUAUCAAAUUUCGUUUAUUAUUGUUAUCUAUUAUUUUAAACGAAAUUAUCCUCAUCACGAGUUUCAAUAAUAAUGUUACAUUCGUCGGUUAAAGAAGUGUGAUCGUUGCGUGCUUAUUAAGAAUUAUUUUUAAUAGAAUAUUAUUACUAUUAUAUUCUGUAAUGUAUUCUUUAUUUAUCUCAUGUGGAAAUUGUUGUAUUUUAAAGUAGGAACUUAUAUCACAUGAUCUUUUAUGACGUUGUUUUUUUUUUCGGUAAGGGUGAGUGUACGUUGGUUACCAAUAGACUAAAUAUUACAAUAAUAGACAAAAAUAUACCUAUCAAGUAUUUGUACUACGUAUUUUAUAUUGUUUAAUUAACUACGAUUUUAUUUUUGUUUUAAUAGUGACAUAAGUGGCAUAUAGGUGAUGAAACAUUGUAGUGAUGUGUCGCCUUUUUUCGUGUAGGUAUGUAAACUACACAAUGUUUUAUACUCAGCUCAACAGGCGGUUAAAAUUAUUUAUAUCUGAGGUGCAGUGCAGGCAGGCGGAUUGAGUUUAGAAUAGAAGAAAUAAACGAGAUACCAAUAUGGUUACAAAUUUAGAUGCUGCAGUACUAGGACCCAGGGUUGUCAUUUGAGGGGGUUUGGGGCCACUACUACUAAAUGUUAGCUGAAAGCCCCCCCCCCCCCUUACUUUACUAAUUAGACUAUUGUCCAUUUUAUCCGGUAAUAUUGGGGGUCCUUGUCAGAUGAGGUUAAUUUUGCAAAAGACGACAAUAAGUCCGUCCCAUCUUAUGGUCUUGUAUGACAAACUGUAACAAUUUGUAUGAAGUACUGCUGUCACAUACUCUAUCUGCCUGUCUGUAUAUCUAGCCUGCACCUGCUCAUGUAGGCACGUUGGAUAGGAAUGAUUAAAUUUAGAACUACUUAUCUGUAAAAAUGUGAUAAUUCGAAUACUACUUUAGCUUGGUAGGUAGGUACCUAGUUUUACCGGUAAUCGGUAUAAAACAGUAAUUUAAAUUAAUGACAGGCAGGUAUAUCUCGAAUGAGAAUGAAUGGCCACUGUAUGUAACAGAUAUUAAUUUGUACUUGCUUCAUAUGCAAAGUAUCUCGCUUACUCACAAAAGUGGUUUACGUCUGUUUUUGAUACGGUUCUCGAUUCCGUCCAGAAAUUUUAAUAUCAAAUAAAAAAAAGAUCGAUUAGCAAUCGGGUUAUGUGAAGAUGGACCGUACGUCCAAAUCGUGCCUCUGCACGAAUUAGCGCUGUGUCGGGUUCUAGAGUAUCAACUCGAUCUCAAUUCGGGUGAAACAAAAUUCGAUUCUAUCGGAAGUAAGCUUACAGUUAUUUUUUAUUCGAGGUAUAUUUAGUAUGACUACUUUUCUCCAUUUUGUUUAUUAUCCUAAAGUAAUGACAUUAACGAGUCACAAAUGCGUAUUGAAAUAAUUUUAAGGUUUGAUUGUAUUUUUAAAUUAAAAAAAAAAAACAUUUUAUUUUAGCUAACACAGUAUUGAUAGUUGGCAAUCGUGGUCAAAAAGUGUAAGUUGUUACAAUAACUAGGUAUAAAUAGUAAACUCCCAGUUACUCAACUAUUAAUCUAGAAUCUUUUGCGUUAUUGUAACAACAAAUAUCAGGACUAUCUAAAUAGUAAAUUAUAUAACUAAAAACUGAAACUUUUGCACACGACUGUACGUGAAAUAUACGAGUUUAUAAUUUAUCAGUAAAGCACGCUUGCAUUUUUAUUGUAAUGCAUGUGACAAGUAAGUGGAGUCAGAUUUAUAGGCCAAGGUGACGUCUGUCUGUAUCAUUUUGUUUUGUCUAUUCAGAACUUGGUAUAGUAUACCUACAUUGUGAAACACGUUACUAAAUUUAUGCAAUCUGUUCAAACCAUACAAGUUACGAGUAGUACACGUAAUAUCACAAAGGUGGUAUUGACGUUUAAUAACUGGGGCAUUACAAUUUGAAUAUAAUUUUUCUUUUGUCGAAAAGCAUUUAGAUUAACCCUUAUAACUCUCGUUUCUAUAGAAAUAAUCUAAAUAAAUGGGAGUCGUGCCUAAUGUGAUGGAUAUAGCUCAAGGCUUUCUAGACUUAGGUCGGUGAUUAACAUAAUAUCAUCGCAACAGGAAACGGGUUAGCUGACAUUAUCAGUAAAGCUGAAUAUCUAUAACAAAAUACUUUAGUUACGCAACUAUAUAGUGCUUGGGAUGACUACAAUGGAAUAGACAUGAGCAUAAUUGUGUCAUGUUCAAUGUCUACCAUUCAAUCACAACAUGCAUUUCAGAGCAUUUCCAACGAUUUAAUUUGUUUUAAUAUUUGGCACAUUUUUAUCAUAUGAAUUUCGAAUUAAACCAUUUAUACAAAAAUAUUUUUACUGGUUUCUUGGCCGUUUAAAGUUAAACACAAUUUGUCUCAGUUAAUUAUGAAUGUAUAAUAUACAUCCAAAGAAUUGAUAUUUAGUUAUUCAUAACAUUCAAAUACAUUUAAGUAUUAUGUGUGGUAGAGAUUUUCGUGUACUCUUUAUGUUAGAUAUAUUUAAGUUUAUUGACCGAUAACUGUGUAAAUAUUUGACUUAAGAAUUAUUUUUAUUGUUUCGUUUUUUUUUUGUAUGCACAUCUAUUUGUCAUGAUUAAGCACAAUACAUUAUGAUUUAUGAAUUUUGCAUGAACUGUUGUGCCACCCAUGACAGUGCCUGUAUUAUGAAGCCCUUGAUACAUGACUGUUGCCAUUGCAAAAGCGAGAUGACAGACUUAACUUCGCAUAACUAGGUCUCGCUCAGACAAUGACAGCGCCCUGUUUAAAGAGUUCAUAGUAUGCGCGCUAAAAGCCCAAUGAUUGUAAAUUAAGUAUAUUAUGUUAUUAAAUUCCUGCAAAGUGAAGCUUGCAUUACAGUGUAGUAAACCAAUUCAUCACAAACAAAAUAAAGAGACAAUUUUAAA